AUGUCUUGGAAGAGAAAUUAUUUUUCAGGAAGCCGUGGUAGUGUCCAAGGGAUGUUUGCACCUCGAAGUUCGACUUCCAUAGCCCCCAGCAAAGGUCUCAGCAAUGAGCCAGGACAAAAUAGCUGCUUCCUCAAUAGUGCCCUACAGGUUUUAUGGCACUUGGACAUCUUCCGGCGUAGCUUUCGGCAGCUCACAACUCACAAGUGUAUGGGAGAGUCGUGCAUCUUUUGUGCUCUCAAGGGAAUCUUUAACCAGUUUCAGUGUAGUAGUGAAAAAGUACUUCCAUCUGACACUCUCCGCAGUGCUCUGGCAAAGACGUUUCAGGAUGAACAGCGUUUCCAGCUGGGAAUUAUGGAUGAUGCUGCAGAGUGCUUUGAAAAUCUCCUGAUGAGAAUUCACUUCCAUAUUGCUGAUGAAACCAAAGAAGAUAUAUGUACUGCUCCACAUUGCAUCUCUCACCAGAAAUUUGCAAUGACGUUGUUUGAGCAGUGUGUAUGUACUAGCUGUGGUGCCACUUCUGAUCCACUGCCUUUUAUUCAGAUGGUACAUUACAUCUCUACCACUUCCCUUUGCAAUCAGGCCAUUUGUAUGUUGGAAAGACGGGAAAAACCUUCACCGAGUAUGUUUGGUGAACUACUGCAGAACGCCAGCACAAUGGGAGAUCUGCGGAACUGCCCUAGCAACUGUGGAGAGAGGAUCCGGAUUCGCCGGGUGUUGAUGAAUGCUCCACAAAUUAUCACAAUUGGGCUGGUAUGGGACUCUGAUCACUCAGACUUGGCAGAAGAUGUCAUCCACAGCUUGGGCACUUGCCUGAAACUGGGUGAUCUGUUUUUCAGAGUGACAGAUGAUCGGGCCAAGCAGUCUGAACUGUACUUAGUAGGAAUGAUCUGUUACUAUGGCAAACAUUAUUCCACAUUCUUUUUCCAAACAAAAAUCCGAAAAUGGAUGUAUUUUGAUGAUGCUCAUGUCAAGGAGAUUGGCCCCAAAUGGAAGGAUGUGGUGACCAAAUGCAUCAAGGGGCAUUAUCAGCCUUUGCUGUUGCUUUAUGCAGACCCCCAGGGAACCCCAGUGUCUAUCCAAGACCUUCCUUCCCAAGUUGAGUUCCAGUCAUACAGCAGGACAUGCUAUGAUAGUGAAGAUUCAGGGAGGGAGCCCUCCAUCUCAAGUGACACUCGAACAGAUUCCUCAACGGACAGCUAUCCCUACAAACACUCCCAUCACGAGUCUGUGGUCAGUCACUUCUCUUCUGAUUCUCAGGGGACAGUCAUCUAUAAUGUGGAGAAUGAUUCCACGUCUCAGAGCAGUCGGGACACAGGACACCUGACUGAUAGUGAAUGUAAUCAGAAACAUACGUCCAAGAAAGGAUCACUGAUAGAGCGCAAGAGGAGCUCUGGCCGUGUUAGGAGGAAAGGCGAUGAGCCACAGGCCUCAGGGUACCACAGCGAAGGAGAAACACUGAAAGAGAAGCAGGCUCCAAGAAAUGCCUCUAAACCAUCCAGCAGCACCAACAGAUUGAGAGAUUUUAAAGAGACAGUCAGCAAUAUGAUCCACAACAGGCCUUCAGUCGCUUCUCAGACCAACCUAACUUCUUCCUUUGGUAGUAAAGGUGGAGACCAGCCUGAAAAAAAACCUCCUAGGAUCCUGCCCUUGCACUCUCAUGACUGGGAAGUAGCGAGUACCAGCAGUGAGUCAAAGUCCAGUUCUUCAAGCAAGUAUCGUGCAACAUGGAGACCAAAACGAGAGUCUCUGAACAUUGACAGUAUCUUUAGUAAGGACAAAAGGAAGCACUGUGGCUAUACGCAACUUAGCCCCUUUUCUGAAGAUGCAGCAAAAGAAUUUACGCCAGAUGAACUAAGCAAGCCACCUGCUUACAGCAAUAAAGCUGGUGGACCAAGCACCCGAUAUAAGUCCUGGGGUCCAGCACGACCAGGCUCUCACCUUUUAGAGCAGCACCCCCGUCUGAUCCAGCGAAUGGAAUCUGGCUAUGAGAGCAGUGAGCGGAACAGCAGCAGUCCUGUCAGCUUGGAUGCAGUCCUGCCUGAAAGCUUGAAUGUCUGCAGGGAUUCAAAUGCUAAGAGAUCAACUGGGUUGUUCCCUGCCUGGCAUCACAUCCCAAAGUCUCACAGCAGUAGCAUCCUGGAGGUGGACUCCACAGCAUCCAUGAGUAGCUGGACAAAGAGUCAACCUACCUCAGGUGAAGAGAUAUCUUCCAAAAGUGAACUGGAUGAAUUACAAGAAGAAGUGGCCAGGAGAGCCCAGGAACAGGAACUGCGAAGGAAACGAGAGAAGGAAUUAGAGGCAGCUAAAGGCUUUAACCCUCAUCCCAGCCGGUUUAUGGACUUGGAUGAAUUGCAGAAUCAGGGCAGGAGUGACGGCUUUGAGAGGUCGCUGCAAGAGGCAGAUUCAGUGUUUGAAGAGUCACUGCGUCUGGAACAGAAGGGAGACUGUACUGCAGCUUUGGCUCUCUGUAACGACGCUAUCUCUAAACUAAGACUUGCCCUGCAUGGUGCCAGCUGUAGUACGCACAGCAGAGCCCUAGUCGAUAAGAAGUUGCAAAUCAGUAUUCGAAAAGCACGGAGCCUGCAGGAUCGCAUGCAGCAGCAGCAGCAGUCAACAACACCGUCGGCGCAGCCCUCAGACUUUCUCCCGUCACAAGGGGGCGUUCUUUCCCACAUCCCUCAGCCAACAAGUGAACAACCUAUCCCGCUCCAAAUAUUGUUGAGCCAGGAGGCCCAGCUGGAACCCUGCACAGACACAGAGUUUGGGGCUAGCUCUUUCUUACAUUCAAAUGCUUCCUGCCAUGAGUCACCUGCGUCAUUAUUUCCUGAGUCACCUGCCCCAACUGCCCCACAGCACAGCUUCUCUAACAGAUCUGCCUCACACCUUCCGACUUCAGUCGUAGUAGACUCCAUUGAACUCUCUGCAUUCCACAGGCAGGGCUUACCUAAAACACCAGGGAGGACUGAGAAUAAUUCUCAUCAUGGAUGGGAACCACUGGAUACUCCAGAGAGUAAGCUGCAAGGCUAUAGAACUGACAGUAACAGUUCUAGCAGGAUCCACCCACAAGAAGAAAGAAGCAUUGCUCAAGAAAAACUAUUUCAAGAAAAGAAAGAUCCUGCUGAUCCUUCCCUGGUGCUGCCUUGGUCACAUCCAGUUGGAACAGCCACCUCGGAGAGAAGAGGGGCAUACAGCCCUCCCCAUAGCCCUUCACAUUCAUCAGCUGAGCCAGGUCUUCCCCUGUACAAGGACUGCCACCCCAUAAUGCCUGCUGGUUCCUCAUCAGUGCUUCAAUCUCCUGAUCCUGUGCAGAAAACUAACCAGUGCCUCCAAGCCAAAAGCCCCAAAACUUCAUUGACUCCAAAAGUGGAUAGAAAUAGUGAAGAGUCCUAUAAGUCAGAAUUUCCUAACACAAAGGGGCUUGUUCGCUCUCUGGCAGAGCAGUUCCAGAGGAUGCAAUGCACCUCCAUGAAGGAUGGUAUAGGUUCCCAGGAGAGAAGUUUGCCACAUAGUCUAAGGAAGCAUUCUUCUCCCUCUGAAUCUAAGCCUCCUUUCCCGCAAGAUCAAGGGAAAGACCACCGGCCUUGGGCAAAACCAACAACCUCUCUGGACCGUAGGGACAGUCUACCUUCCUGGGAAGAGCCUACUGACCAUCAGGCUCUUGCUCUGAACUCUGGGUUGCCUAAUGGUGAAACUUCAAGGGGAGGACAGUCCAGGUUGGUGGAGCCAGGUCCAUACAAAGGGAAGCCAUCCCAAGUGAGAGAUGCUUGGCCUAGGGAGCCAGCCAGCAGCAUUGACUUGGGGACUUCCUUGCCUUUGGAUUCCUGGGUGAAUGUCACAAGACUCUAUGAUUCUCAGCUUAAAUAUGAGGUCCCUGAACCAGAAAUAAAGUCCUCCCACCAUGAUUGUCAUACCUUUAUAGCUUAUGCAGAAAGAAACCACAUCCUUUUGCAUCCACAUUGGAACCAAGACACAGAGCAGGAGACCUCAGAAUUGGAGUCUCUCUACCAGGCCAGUCUCCAGGCUUCUCAAGCUGGCUGUUCUCAACUGGGGCAGCAGGAUGCACCCUGGCACCCUUUUAGCCAAACAGGCUCUGCAGACAGCAUGGGGAGGAGGUUGCAUUCAGCCCCUGGCCUUGGUCUCUCAAAGACCCCAACAGCAGAAAUGGAGCACAGUCUCUGUGAAGCCAGCACAACGCCUGCUUCUCAGGAGUCAUCAAACUGGAGAAAAAAGCCUUUGGAAACCGGGCAUCGUUGUUCCAGUUCCUCUUCCCUCUCUGUCACCUCUGACCCUUCUGUGUUUCUCCUUGGUCCCCAACUCUAUCCUCCCCAACCACAGUUCCUGUCCCCAGAUGUCGUGAUGCCCGACAUGGCAGGGGAGCCCCAUAGACCCCAAGGAACUUCAAGGGAUGCCCAGCAGUUUCUGGCUGUGUGUGACAGGGGUGAAACUUCACAAGGGAUCAAAUACACAAGAAAGACUUUGAACUACCGGAGUCUCCCCCAUUGUUCCAGGAGAGAUUCUUCCUGGGGACCCUGGUCAGAGACUAAUCAGCACAUUGGGGCCAGAUUUCUGACCACUCCAGGGUGCCAACCUCCACUAACUCACACUGCCUCUCGACUAGAAAGACACCAGGGACUUCAGGUUCCUCAUGCUCAGUCCUGGAGGGAUCUCUCCCACUCUUCCAUUCUUUACCACUUGUCCACACCAUCCAGUAGUUUUCACGUACCCCCAAGUUCUGUUUGGAAUUCGGCUGCUAUUCCAGGAUCCCGAUCUUCUGGUCCUCGAAGAGUAGAUAUGCCCCCAGAUGAUGACUGGAGACAAAAUAGUUAUGCCCCUGAGUCUGGGCACAGGAGACCAGGGGCAGAAGGGCUUCUGUUUGUUCUAGCUGAUGCCCCUGGAAGAGAACAAGUCAGGGCCAGAGGCCUGCCGCACAGCAGGUGGUAA
Elephantulus edwardii (Cape elephant shrew) is the source of this 4941-nucleotide messenger RNA. RefSeq names its product ubiquitin specific peptidase 54 (gene USP54). Bases 1 to 4941 code for a protein of 1646 amino acids. NCBI's taxonomy places the organism in Eukaryota, Metazoa, Chordata, Mammalia, Macroscelidea, Macroscelididae. Gene Ontology annotation, molecular function: cysteine-type deubiquitinase activity. The transcript has 21 exons. The record is from RefSeq and is a predicted model, not a curated record. Gene Ontology annotation, biological process: protein deubiquitination.